AUGGACGAGCCCAACAAAAGCAGGCUUGAGCGCCUACGAACCAACAAUAUCCCCAGAUACCUCUUCCGCAUCUGGUCACCGGCAUCCGGAGGUGGUGAAGCCGGCCUCAAUAGCAUCGACCAAGUUUGCUCGCACGCCUUCAACCGCGGCCUGGGCCACCAGAACAUCUACGAUAUGACCUUCGAAGAGUUAGUCCAGAUGGCACGCUUCCACUAUCGAGGCAUAGAAGCCUUCGACCGGUUGGGCUCUCCAGUUCCUCCAACCGAGUUCAGUUCCUGGGCUGCAUCGCUUAAAGCGGCGUUUGCAUACGUGCGGCUUACCAGAGACACUUACUUGGCCAUGAUAGAUACGAAGGUAUUAGGGGAUGGGGUAAAGGUGUGGCACGUUCCUCACUUACUAGAAGAUCUUGCGGAAGCUGGAGACCAUGAGUACCUCGCGCAUGGAAUCAUUCGAGGGGCGGGCUAUAAAGCCGUGGCUCUUGAUCGCCUGAACGAGGCGGGUCUCCGGUCGCUGACGGAGUGCAGCGGGAGCCCAGAGGAGAUUCUCGCAGGAUGUAAGCGAGUAGCAGGGUUAUUUGGUGAUGCGGUUGCUAUGCCACUGGCUCUGGCUCUUCUAACGCAUAUCCCGCGUCGUUGGUAUCAGUACGCAGAGCCAUCUAGAGAGGACCUGGAUGUGAUAUUGGAGGGGUUGAAGCCGCUUGAGAUUCUGGAAGACUGGGCGGAUACUAAUUCUAUUGUGGCUGAGGAUGGUGUUAAUCCGGGAGCGUAUGAGGACGUUGAGAGACUUACCAUUCUUAUGCGGGUGCUUACGGAGUAUAGGUAUGGAAAGAAGGGGGAUGAGGGCGAAGGAUCAGCCAUGAAAUUUGAGAAACUAGAGUUACUGGAUGGGAGGUAA
Messenger RNA from Mytilinidion resinicola, 894 nucleotides. RefSeq lists its product as uncharacterized. The transcript has a single exon. The record is from RefSeq and is a predicted model, not a curated record. Bases 1 to 894 code for a protein of 297 amino acids. Lineage: Eukaryota; Fungi; Ascomycota; Dothideomycetes; Mytilinidiales; Mytilinidiaceae.